Molecule: messenger RNA, 1901 nt
Organism: Schizophyllum commune H4-8
Lineage: Eukaryota; Fungi; Basidiomycota; Agaricomycetes; Agaricales; Schizophyllaceae
Product: catalase-domain-containing protein
Exons: 20
Coding region: 44-1723 (559 amino acids)
Biological process (GO): hydrogen peroxide catabolic process; response to hydrogen peroxide
Cellular component (GO): peroxisome; mitochondrion; cytoplasm
Molecular function (GO): catalase activity; heme binding
Source: RefSeq, a predicted model, not a curated record
GCCCUUCUCUGCGCCUUCCCUCCUUCUCCAUUACACGCGCGCGAUGAUGAAGCUCUUGCUCCCGAUCGCGCUCGCCAGCUCCGUCCUGGGGUGGUUCCCUGGGCAGGAUGCACCGGGUCUACGCCGCCGCGACGAUUUCUCGUUCGACAUCAACCAAGGCCAAGACACGCAGCGGGACACCGCGAGCAUGGAUGCGCCUGACCUGGAGUUCACCACAGAUGGUGGCACGCCGGUCUACCACCCCUACGAGUAUCAGCGGAUUGGCGACGAUGGUCCCCUGCUGCUCCAGGAUGUUCAUCUGACCGAGCUAUUCGGGGCCUUCGACCGCGAACGCAUUCCAGAACGCGUUGUACACGCCAAGGGCGCGGGAGCGCACGGCUACUUUGAAGUCACCAACGCCGAGUUCGCGAGGAACUACACCAUGAUGGAUGUCUUCAGCGAGGAUGGUCUUCGUACUCCCAUCACCGUCCGCUUCAGCACUGUCGGCGGGGAGCAAGGCUCCGCUGAUGAGGCGCGCGACCCCCGUGGCUUCGCGAUGAAGUUCCGCACGCGCAAGGGCAUCUGGGACCUGGUCAUGAACAACACCCCCGUCUUCUUCAUUCGCGACGCGGCCAAGUUCCCGCACUUUAUUCAUACCCAGAAGCGCAACCCGCAGACGCAUCUCAAGGACAAGGACAUGUUCUGGGACUACCUUGGCUCGAACCCCGAGUCGCUUUACCAGGUUAUGCGCUUGUUCUCCAACUUGGGUACGCCCUACGGCUUCCGCUACAUGAAUGGCUGGACGGGACACUCCUACCGUUGGAUCAAGGACGACGGCUCGUGGGUGUAUGUGAAGCUGUACGCGGAGAGCAUGCAGGGCAUCCGGAACUUCACGAACGCGGAGGCGACGAAGGUGCAGGGGGAGAACCCGGACUUUGCGACGCAGGACCUUUACGAAGCGAUUGAGAAUGGGACAUACCCGGGGUGGACGAUGUAUGCGCAGGUCCUGACGCCAGAGGAUGCGGAGAAGUUCAAGUAUAAUGUGCUGGAUCUGACGAAGGACUGGGGCUUCGACGAUGUGCCGCGGACUGAGAUUGGCAAGUUCUACUUGACGCAGAACCCGAGGAACUACUUCGCCGAGGUCGAGCAAGCUGCCUUCUCGCCGUCACGCAUGGUCGAAGGCUGGGGACCAUCGGCGGACCCAGUGCUGCAGGCCCGCUUGUUCUCGUACGCAGACACGCACCGCUACCGUCUUGGUGUGAACUACAUGCAAAUCCCUGUGAACUGCCCCUUCGCGCGUGUCGCCAACUUCGAGCGGGAUGGUGCCAUGAACGUUCUUGGGAAUCAGGGCAACCGUCCCAACUACAUGUCGACGCAGAGCCCGAUUAAGCUGGCGAAGCGUCCCUACGUGGACGAUACUCACCAGCAGUGGACGGGUGGCGCCGUAUCUGCACUGUCUCGCGUCACUGAGAUCGACUUCGAUUGGCCUCGCCGCUUCUACGACAGCCUCUCGCAGACUGACAAGGAGAAUCUCAUCAGCAACAUCGUCGGUCACCUCGGUGCCGCGAAGAGCGAGUAUGUCCGGCAGCGGCAAGCGUCCCUCUUCGCGCAUGUCGACCCCGAUCUCGGGCAGGCAAUUGCGGAUGGGAUCGGUGUGAGCGUCGUGCCUUUGGAGUUCUCGAACGACAAGCCAACAUGGGAGGGGACGACGAUCGACAGUUCGAACAGUACCCUCGAGUACUGAGAGAUCAGUACUUGCUAGCAGUUCGAGGACUUUUGACGCUACAUACCUAUUUACGUGGAGCUACCUACCGCAUGAAGGAAUGAAUUCCCUUCAUUACCUGUGAGGCUUUAUAGCUGAAUCAGAAUAGUGGUUGUUGUGUUCGUUGCAAAACGUGCGUCGUUGAACGGCAGUGACGGAG